AUUGCGAGUGAAUCAGGUGAUGUAUAAUGAUCAUCUUUCGAUGGCAUUUAUUCUAAAAUUUGUAUGGACGUGGUACGAUGACGGCGAAUAACGACAAUACCACAUGGAGCGGACGGAGUGUAACAUGCACAGCACCGAUAAAUAUAGCAGUCAUAAAAUACUGGGGUAAGCGAGAUGAACAACUAAUAUUACCAACUAAUAGUUCACUGAGUGCUUCAUUGGAUCAAGAUCAUUUAAAAUCAACAACUACUGCGUCUAUAUCCAAGGAAUUCAAACGGGAUAGACUAUGGCUGAAUGGAAAAGAAGAAUCAAUAGAAAAUCCAAGAAUUCAAAACUGUUUAAUAGAAAUUAGACGACGUGCUCGGAAGCGAAAACAUAAUGAUGAUUCCAAAUCCGAGAUGCUGAACUGGUCAGUCCAUAUUUGUUCUGAAAACAACUUUCCAACAGCAGCUGGUCUAGCAUCCUCUGCUGCGGGCUAUGCUUGUUUAGUUUACACUUUAUCAAAGUUGUAUGAUAUCAACGGUGACGUUUCUGACAUAGCUCGACGGGGGUCUGGUAGCGCUUGUCGUAGUAUAUAUGGUGGAUUUGUACAGUGGACCGUGGGAGAAAAGAAAAAUGGAUCAGAUAGCAUUGCUAAAGUUGUAGCUGAUGUUGAUCACUGGCCAGAGAUGAGAGUAUUGGUUCUAGUUGUGAGUGAUCAAAAAAAGCACACGAGUAGUACAAACGGGAUGAGAAAUAGUGUCAACACGAGUGACUUCCUACGCUACAGGGCUGAACAUGUCGUACCAAGCAGAAUGGAAGAGAUGAUAAAAGCAAUUGAAGAAAAAGAUUAUCAGAAAUUUGCUGAACUUACUAUUAAGGACAGCAAUCAGAUGCAUGCAGUCUGUCUCGAUACAUAUCCCCCGAUAUCAUAUAUGAAUGAUACGUCUAGAAAAAUUAUCAAUAUGAUACAUGCAUUUAAUAAAUAUCAAGGUGAACUUAAGGUUGCCUAUACGUAUGAUGCAGGACCCAACGCAGUGUUGUAUUUAUUGGAUGAACAUGUACCUGAUGUUGUGUCUUUAAUUAAUUAUUAUUUCCCUCCAUGUGAUAAUAUUAGAGAGACGUUCAUCCGUGGAUUGAAAGUGGAUUUCAAAACAGAUAUAAGCCAAGAACUCAAGGAUGUAGUGCCACUUGAACCAAGUCCAGGAGCAAUCAAAUAUGUAAUAUCAACAAAGGUGGGACAAGGACCUCAGAUACUACCAAAUGAAGCCAGUUUGCUGAAUGAAAAUGGGCUACCAAACAAACUUCUACAAUAAUCAGAAACUAUGACCAGAAUUUUGGUCUACAAAGUCUGAUGCCAGAGUGUGUGGUGCCCUCUAGUGUCAACAAACUGAUGUAGAAGAUGCUUCUGCACUGCAGGACACGAGGCAAACAAAAAUGUUGCUGGAACAAUUAAUACAGCUGCAUCUGACAUAAAAAAUAUAUAACAGAUACUGAGAAAUAUGAAUUCAAUUCAAAUCACUUUUGUGUUAAAUGAUGUCAAUGUUAAAACUGAAAACGUCAUGAAAAUUAAACAUUUUCACCAACUGGAUGAGGGUUGUGAAUAGACACAUUUUA
Messenger RNA from Saccoglossus kowalevskii, 1596 nucleotides. Its product is annotated as diphosphomevalonate decarboxylase-like. Gene Ontology annotation, biological process: isoprenoid biosynthetic process; isopentenyl diphosphate biosynthetic process, mevalonate pathway. NCBI's taxonomy places the organism in Eukaryota, Metazoa, Hemichordata, Enteropneusta, Harrimaniidae. Gene Ontology annotation, cellular component: cytosol. Gene Ontology annotation, molecular function: diphosphomevalonate decarboxylase activity. The record is from RefSeq and is a predicted model, not a curated record.